AAAAAAACCUACACCUCUAAGCUAGCCGCUCCCCCUUCUGAUUUUUCAAUCUCUUUUCUCUCAAUUGGAGGAGACAAAAACGGACACGCACUGAGAAGGGGAAAGCAGAUGGAGACGGGAAAAACAUGACACCAAACCUAGCUCCAAAACAGUUGAAAGCCGGUCACAAAAGCACCCUUAAAACAGUCCAAAAAAUGCAGCAACCUUUCCCCCAUGAAUCAGCUCCUUUAGCACCCAAAAUCUAGCCGAAAAACAACCGAAAUCACCCCCAAAAACAGCUCCAAAGAGCAGCAAAAACAACUGCAAAAUUGCUGAAGAAAGCUGUCAAAAUUAACACAAGAACGUCACUCAAAACUCACCCAAAAAACAGCCCAGGAACGCCUCAAAACACCCCCUUAAACUCCAUCGGAACUCAGCCCCAAAGCUCAGCAAAAUCCAGCCAAAAAGGAGCAGUAAAACCAGCUGCGAAAUAGCUCGAAAACAGCUUCAAAACCAGCCCAAAAUCAGUUCCGAAACAUCGUUAAAGUGAGGUAAUGUUCGAGUUCGCCGGUUCGAGGUCCUUGCGAUGUAGCCUUUAAAAGUCUCCAAUCUCGGAUCAGAUUCCUCCCGUAGGCGUUGCUGUUGAGAACAGUCCUACACCUACUCAUUCAGACAAGUCGGUAGAGGAUUCGGAUGACUUUUCUUCUACACCUGAUCUUCAGUCUAAGAAGAAACAUGCUGCAACUAUUGGUCCAUCUUCAUCACCGCCCUAUAAAAAGCACAAAGAACAGUUUAUUCUUCCCUCGAAUACAGAGACUCAAUCCAAGAUUCAUCCUGUUGGUGUAUCUGAAAUUGCACAAAAUGUUUUGCAUCACAAUCAGCCGGCAGAUUCAAAAAAUGAUGAAGUAUCUUCUUUGAGGAAAGACCUAAAUUCAUUCAAAGAAUACGUUGUGGGCGAAUUCAAGUCUCUGAGAUCGUUGAUCAAUGAUAACUUUAAGAUGCUUUCUGAUCAUCUUCAAGACAAUCAGCAAAAAGAAAGUGUACACCAGAGAAAGGAAACCACAGGGAAACGUGAUGAUGGUAUAGAAAUGUCAUAUGAUGCCAACUUACAAGAUAAUCAAAAAUGUCACAGACAGAUUGAUACAGCUGUCGGUGAUAAUAUUGAGAAUACAGUGGUUAAUGCUCUUUGUGUGGAGUCAAGAGUGGAGGGGAAUACUACAUCAGAGGUGCCGUGCAACAUACCACCUAUAGGCCAAGAGGGUGUAUCUACAGAUUACUAUGUAUUGCAAUUUGAGCUGGACGACAAGUUUCUUCCAAGUCAAAUUCCAGAAACUAGAAUUGUGAUACACAACAGUGCAAAAAAUGUUGAAUCAACCCCAUUACCAUCUCAUAGGAAUCGGCGACCAAGUAGAUGGUAUUCUUUGCCUUACGAGUCUAACUUCGACUCCGCAGGUACCUCAGUAAAGUUGACCCCCAUAUUUGAAAGAAGACACCCCUUUGAGGAUGAUUCAAUAACGGGGCCGCAUCCUACAUUAAUCAUUCAGGAAUACGAGAAAUGGGUUCGUGAUGGUCUUCUCGCUAGACAUGAACAGAAAAGUAAUUUGGAAGACCAUUACAAGAAGAACAAGUCAACACUUCAUAUACCAUUGGAUUUUGGAGUUGAUCAAGUCAAUUCAAAAAAUUGGUUUUACCUUCUAUCGUUUGACGGUAAACUAUGGGAUGACAAUGUGAGUUUACCCCUUCCAACUCCAUUAUAAUUCAUUUCUUUAGGAUUGAUUUAUCUAAUUGUAUAAUUCACAAAUUGAGCUCUCACACAAAUUUGUUUUCAAUUAUUUUUAUGUAUUCAAUUGUACUCAAAUGUAUCUUUUACAUCUGUUGUACUAAUUGUAUUCAGAUGUAUUUUAACAUUACUCAGUAGUUGUAUUCUAUAAAGUGGUUGUUAGACCGGCCAUGAUGUAUGGGGCAGAGUGUUGGCCUGUAAAGAACUCACAUAUCCAGAAGAUGAAAGUA
Messenger RNA from Nicotiana attenuata, 1989 nucleotides. RefSeq lists its product as uncharacterized. The transcript is spliced from 6 exons. The record is from RefSeq and is a predicted model, not a curated record. Bases 978 to 1736 code for a protein of 252 amino acids. NCBI's taxonomy places the organism in Eukaryota, Viridiplantae, Streptophyta, Magnoliopsida, Solanales, Solanaceae.